Molecule: messenger RNA, 1079 nt
Organism: Mollisia scopiformis
Lineage: Eukaryota; Fungi; Ascomycota; Leotiomycetes; Helotiales; Mollisiaceae
Exons: 1
Coding region: 283-879 (198 amino acids)
Source: RefSeq, a predicted model, not a curated record
ACCGCACCGCGACAAGAGGAGAAAAAAAAAGGUUAUUCCGUACCUACCCCUGAUCUCCAUCCACCACUCCACAAACCCCGCUUCACUUCACUUCGCUUCGCUUCCUCGAACAUACUUACCUAGGUACCUACCCCUGAUCUCCAUUCACUCACUCGAUGGUAUUUUCCCGUCUCCUCAUCUUUCUCCUCUCCUCUCUAUACCUGCCCCUCUCCCUCCCUCCAAGUUCCAGUCUACCUACCUAGCAACGGACCGAACCCCAUCAGAGAAAAGUAAAAUAAACACAUGCUUGCAUACGGACCUCUCUCUCUCUCUCUCUCUCUCUCUCUCUCUUUCUUUCGGCCCUGCUCUAUCUGCACCGCGCUUCAUCAAGCCUUCAUUCGGCAGCGGUUAAUUCUCCCCUCCUCCCCUACCCCAGAAAGAGGAGACCAAAAAGUAGCCUCACAACCGUGCAGUGCAGCGGCAAAACUCCCGCGGCAACAAGGGUAUUGCUUCCCCGCUGUCCGUCCGUCUGUCUGUCCGUCUGUCUGUCCGUACUUCUUCCUAUCUGUAAGUACCGUACCGUGGAACGAAGGGUUCUGGAGGCGACGAAGGUCUACGUACCUACCUACCUACCAGGUAAAGGGAGAGGGGAGAGGAGAGGGGGGUUGCAAGGCAGGCAGGCAGGGAAGAAGCGGAUCCUCUCUCCCUCGAGCACAACAUGCGUGUGUGCGCAAGAGGGUGAGAGAGAAGAGAGAGAAGAGAGUUGCAGCGGGAACGUGUCCGGUGGAGGGAGGUACUGCUGCUGGUGCCUCGACCGGGGAAAUUCUGUUCUGGUACUUGAAGAGGAGAAGGGAAACUUUAAUCUGUGCUUUGCAUGGCGUGUACCUCGAGGGAGGAUAAUCUGUCUGUGCGAUGCAUUUGCAGCAAGUUUGAAACUUGAGGUAGGUAAGGUAGGUUAGGUAGGUAGAAUUGACAUGUGAAGAAAGAUACGGAUGGAUCAUGAGAUUGAGAUGUGAUGAAGUUAGACUUAGAGUAAGGAAGGAAGUGACAUGUGCAAGCAAAUAGGUCUGUUGAAAUAAAGUUUACGAUCUAGAUCGAGC